AUGUCUACAGGACCCUUUCCAUCUGUAAGUAAAGAGGGAAGUUCUGUUUCAGCACCCAUUUUAAGGUCCAAUCAAAGAAAGAUGUUAUUACACUUACUUUUGGAGAGAAACAGUUCUUUUACCAUCCGUUCGGAUGUCCCUCAAUUUCCAGGAGAUAAAUAAACCCUUUACUCGGCAAACCUAAGCAUUUUGUCUGGAGGAACAGGAACCUGAAAAUGUUGUCUUGACCUUUGAAAUCUCAGCAAUGGAGAAAUGUCUGCCUCUCAGAUGGCCACUUCUGCUGAUUUUGAGGAAACUGGUUCCUUGGAUUCGUCAAGAUCUCAGGAUGUACAGUUAGCUGGGAGGAAUUAUCACCAGGACCUUAUAAAAGGCAUCUCGGUACAGCUUCUUUGUAGUACCCCAAAUGCUUUGGAUCAUGGCCACAGAAAGAAAGAUGCAAAGUGUAGCAUAUCUGUAAAUAAAGAAAAUAUAAACACCAGUUUAAACACUUUGGAAUGGGAGGCACCUAGGACCCAGAAGCUUCAAAAAAUGAAGAUCCUCUGGCUUCUCCCCUCUGGGUGCUGGAAAAUGGCCUCGAUGGAAAGUGAAAUGAAGUAUCUGGGCAGUCCCAUCACUACACUCAAACUGAGUGAAAAUCAGGAGCUAGAAGACCAAGAAGAGAUUCCUGAAGACCCAGUGGCAUUCUCCUUGGAAGACCAAGAUACCAAGCAGGCAUCAGUCUUUGCUUACAAGUUAGAGAGCACGGCUGGGCACAAGGCUCGGCUCAUCAGGUCCUCGCUGCCUAAGGAUGAAGACUAUAGUGGAAGUCCUCAGAGCCCACGAGACGUCCUGAAAGUGUCUGGGGUCCAUUGGACCCAUCUGGUUGGAGCCCCUGACCGAGGGAUACGUGCCUCAUCUGGGAGACGAGGGAUCCGGACCCUCUCUAAGUUCUCCACUUGA
Messenger RNA from Acomys russatus (golden spiny mouse), 939 nucleotides. RefSeq names its product cell division cycle 25C (gene Cdc25c). NCBI's taxonomy places the organism in Eukaryota, Metazoa, Chordata, Mammalia, Rodentia, Muridae. The record is from RefSeq and is a predicted model, not a curated record.